AUGAGGAUCGGGUGUUUGCAGUUUGACCCUCGCCUCGGCGAGGUCGACAACAACCUCAACCGCGCUGAUGACAUCCUUGACGGGGUAAAUCCAGAAGAUCUCGAUGGCCUCGAUCUGCUUGUUCUCCCAGAACUAGCCUUCACUGGCUACAACUUCAGAUCUCUACAGCACAUUGCGCCGUGUCUUGAAGAAGCCGGUCGUGGAAUUACCUCGCUAUGGGCUCAGAACACCGCGCUCAAGUACGACUGUGCUGUGGUCGCGGGCUAUCCAGAGAAGGUGGACGUCUCUGCCAACUGGCCGGCGUCUCCCGAGUAUUAUAACUCGGCCUUCAUCGUCGACGGCGAUGGUGACCUAGUCGGCAACUACCGCAAGUCAUUUCUCUACUACACUGACGAGACGUGGGCCCUCGAGGGCGCAAGCGGGUUCUUCCAAGGCCAGAUACCCAAACUCGGGAACGUCGCGCUCGGGAUUUGCACCGACCUCAAACUCGAAGCCCCCUGGGAAGCGUUCGAGUUUGGCUUCCACAUCACUAAGGUGCAGGCAAAUGUCGUGAUUCUGUCCAUGGCCUGGCAGACGCACCAGGACUCGGACUCGUUCAACCUCAGCCCCGCGGAACCCGAUCUUGAAACCUUGACCUACUGGGUGCAGCGACUCGAGCCGGUGAUCCGCGAAAACAAGGAGGAAGAGGUUGUCGUGGUCUUUUGCAACCGCACAGGGGUUGAGCACGGAGUCACGUACACCGGCACAAGUGCUGUGCUUGGCAUCAAGGGGGGUCAAGUGUUUGUCUAUGAUGUUAUGGGGCGCAGCGAGAGCGGGCUGCUCGUGGUCGACACCGAGAUCGCACCCAGGUGCAAGCUUACGAGUGCUGACGCCGUAGCGGCCGAUGAGCCCGUCUACCAAACGCCAAAGACCCCGCUCGAAGCGAAACCUCUGAAGCCAGCGACCCGGUUAACGUGCCAGAUUCCAGACAACAGCAACCUGCAGGAUGAACACGACCACGAAGACUGUCCUUGUCACCUCGGCGACGCAGGCCUAGAUCGCGGCCUCAACAGCCCCCGACAACCCACCUCACCUCGACAGCCUACCUCACCCCGACUCCCCUGGCUUGCGCAACCCACCUCCCCAGGCACGCCCACCGACACCCGCUCACCCACACGACUCCAGAUCCCAACUCCGUCCCGACCGCAGUUCGAAGAAUUCACAGCCAUCGACAGCGCCAUCAACGACGACAUCAUCAUCGACACACCAGCCGGCAGCGCCCUACCCGGCACGCCAGCAUUUGCGCAGCGUCUGUUGGGCCGGCCCAAGUUGGGGGUCCCUGCGGCCGCUGGCGGCGCCAGCAACAACACACCGUCCUCGCCCUGGCGCUUCCACAACGACACCCAGAGCCCUUACCCGUGGCAUCACCAUGAGGGCUCGCAGUCGUCCGUCUUUGGCGCGGGCGCGGCUAUGACGCCUAUUACGCCGUUUGAUGAAGACGGGUGGAGCUCUACGCCGAUUGAGCAAAAGGCGCCGCCGUCGUGGUUUUGGAGGCAUGAGCCGAAGCUGACGGCGUUGAAGGAGUCGAUUAUUGAGGAGGAAGAGGAAGAUGAGGAAGAGGAAGAAAAGGAAGAAAAGAAGAAGACGAAGCAAGAAGUGGAAAUUCCCGAAGAAAAGGCGGAGUCAAGCAAGCAAAAGGAGGUGGAAACUAAACAGAUGGUGGAACGCACACGGGUAUCCGCUCCAUCCGAGGAAAUCACCUUUUUCCUUGCGGAGGAUUCACACACAGGCUCAGAAACGGAAGUGGAAGCAAAGGGGUUCGACAAGGAAGACUCGGAAGAACCGGAACCGGCCGACAACGACUGGGCCAGUCUCACCGAUGUUCUGCAAGGCCUCAAAGUCCGCCCCGGCUCGGCGUUCGACUGGAAGUCUUCCUCCGAGCGUCCCAACUCUCCCAAGUCGCGGAACAUGUCACGAAGUUCGAGUCCAUUCCAGCUUUUCCAGCCCUCUGAGCUGGGAUAUGGGGACGAUGAGCAGACGGCACGGGAGCUACCUAGCAAAGUCAGUCCUCGGCUAAACCAGCAGAGCCACUCUUUUGAGGGCCCAGGACGGGAACGACACCGGCGGCCUUCUGGGCUGCGACAUGCGACCAGUUUUGUGGAAGAGCGCGAUUCUGAGCCGGGCGAGGACUCAGAGUUGGGAUACACUGCUCGUGGUCGAAGGGGGAACUUGAAGCCUGCGACUUAUCAGCCGCCCCUCUACCAACCCGACCUCCCUAGGGCCAACGACGACAACAACAACAGCAACAAUAACAACAACAACCACACAACUACCCUCUCCACGACGCCACAACCCAACCUCUCCGCACAACCCAAUCUUCCCACACAAGACAACACCAACUCCAACACCAACAACACCAACAACACCAACGAAAACAACAACGAAACCACCUCCCUCCCCUCCCCAACCUUCACCUACCCCCUCACAUCCCCCAAAACCCCCUCCACCAAACGCAAACCCCCUUCCCCCCUCUACUUCAUAAGCCCCACCAACACCGCCAUCCCCGCCGGCCCUCUCACCGCCGCCCUCGUAACAUCCGGCAUAUCCCUCUCCACCCUCACCACCCCAGCCCUGACCACGGCCGGUCUGUCCUCCGCCACCUCCGCCACUUCCUCAUCCAUGUCCUCUGCGCUAUCUGCCCUGUCGGCUACCUCGGCGACUUCCGGGCCGUCGGUGCUGUCGGCUAUGUCUGGGUUUGGACGGUAUCGGGAGGAGGGGGGGGAUAGAGAUAAGAGUGAGUAUGAGGAUUAUGGGGAUUAUCAGCGGUGGAGGGGCGGUUGGGAAGCUGGUGGUGAUGGUGGGGAUAAGGGGAAGGGGAAGGGGGUGGAUAGGCGGUACCUAAAAGAGGGGGAUGGGUAUGAGGAGAAGGUUUGGGUGGAUGGAGGGGAAGGGAAGGGUGAAGAGAGAGUUUCUCGGUGA
Dichotomopilus funicola is the source of this 2958-nucleotide messenger RNA. RefSeq lists its product as uncharacterized. Gene Ontology annotation, molecular function: protein-N-terminal asparagine amidohydrolase activity; protein-N-terminal glutamine amidohydrolase activity. The record is from RefSeq and is a predicted model, not a curated record. Lineage: Eukaryota; Fungi; Ascomycota; Sordariomycetes; Sordariales; Chaetomiaceae. The transcript is spliced from 3 exons. Bases 1 to 2958 code for a protein of 985 amino acids. Gene Ontology annotation, biological process: protein modification process; protein catabolic process.